Molecule: messenger RNA, 948 nt
Organism: Eruca vesicaria subsp. sativa (arugula)
Lineage: Eukaryota; Viridiplantae; Streptophyta; Magnoliopsida; Brassicales; Brassicaceae
Source: the annotation of a GenBank genome assembly
GUCACCUGCUAGAGAUCGAAAAAGACGAUAAUGUCCUUAUCCCUUCCUUCUCGCUACACUUUCUUCUCCAACCCCACUCCUCUCCGCAUCACCAGGACCAACAACCACCUCUGCUUCUCCGUCGCAUCAAUACCAACUUCUCACCGGAAUCCUAUCCUCCUCCUCCGCCACGUCAUCACCUCUCCUCGGUCAAAUCGCGAGAUCGUGAGUGAUCGUAGACCUCACGCUUCUUCUUCUUCUUCAUCACUCGGAUCAUACGAAGAAGAAGAAGAAGACGCCAAUUCCAAUGAUUUCGAUUUCAGCAGCUUCGUUUCCUUCGCGGAGCCUCUUUGUAUCCUCUCCUCCGCCGUGAUCGCAGCCCUUCUCGCGGUGAAUUACUUCGUGGUCGGCGAGAUUGGGAGAAAGGUUCUGUCUUUAGGUUUUGUCGGAUUAUUGGGUUCGGUCGUGUUUGGUUCGUGGCUUAGACGACGGCAAUGGAUUAGGAUUUGCAAAGGAGCGAGAGAAGGCGAAGAGGGGACUAAUCUGAUUCGACGGUUGGAGAAACUCGAAGAGGAUUUAAAAACUUCGACCACUGUUGUUAGAGUUCUGUCCAGACAUCUUGAGAAAUUGGGGAUCCGGUUUCGGGUCACCCGGAAAGCUCUCAAGGAACCUGUUUCUGAGACUGCAGCUUUGGCUCAGAAGAAUUCUGAGGCGACAAGAGUGAUAGCUGCACAACAAGAGAUUCUAGAGAAGGAGCUUGGGGAGAUUCAGAAGGUUCUGCUCGCUAUGCAGGAUCAACAGCGAAAGCAGCUAGAGCUUAUCCUUACUAUUGCAAAGAACGGGAAGAUGUUUGAGAGCACUACUAGUAGUAGUAGUAAGCAAGCGCCUGAUGAAGAGAAAGAUAAGAUAGCAGAAGAACAACCCUCAACAUCCAAAAUCCAAACAGAUACUCUAUCAAUAACCGGCUAA